Molecule: messenger RNA, 3072 nt
Organism: Pogoniulus pusillus (Red-fronted tinkerbird)
Lineage: Eukaryota; Metazoa; Chordata; Aves; Piciformes; Lybiidae
Gene: BHLHE41
Product: basic helix-loop-helix family member e41
Exons: 5
Coding region: 34-1440 (468 amino acids)
Biological process (GO): anterior/posterior pattern specification; regulation of neurogenesis; regulation of transcription by RNA polymerase II
Cellular component (GO): nucleus
Molecular function (GO): RNA polymerase II cis-regulatory region sequence-specific DNA binding; DNA-binding transcription factor activity, RNA polymerase II-specific; protein dimerization activity
Source: RefSeq, a predicted model, not a curated record
GGGGGUGGGUGGGGGGGACACAGACGUGGCUGCAUGUGCGGCAACGUCGGAUCUCCCCAAGAACGAGCUGAGCAUCCUGGUGAAGCUGAAGCAGGCGACGGGGAAAGAGCGGAGAUGGAUGAAGGAAUCUCUCGUUUGCCCGAGAGGCAGCUGCUGGAGCACAGGGAUUUUAUAGGGCUGGAUUACCCUUCCCUUUACAUGUGCAAACCCAAAAGAAGCGUGAAGAGGGACGAGAGCAAGGAAACGUACAAGCUGCCCCACCGGCUGAUCGAGAAGAAACGGCGGGACCGAAUCAACGAGUGCAUCGCCCAGCUGAAGGACCUGCUGCCCGAGCACCUCAAGCUGACGACGCUGGGACACCUGGAGAAAGCGGUGGUGCUGGAGCUGACUCUGAAGCACUUGAAAGCGCUCACGGCCUUGACGGAGCAGCAGCACCAGAAAAUCAUCGCUCUGCAGAACGGGGAGCGCUCCAUGAAGUCUCCGGUGCAGGCCGACCUGGAUGCCUUCCACUCGGGCUUCCAGACGUGCGCGAAGGAGGUGCUGCAGUACCUGUCGCGCUGCGAGAGCGGGGCCCCCCGCGAGCAGCGCUGCGCCCAGCUCCUCGGCCACCUGCACUCCGUGUCCUCGCAGCUCCUGCCCGGCCCGCAGCUGCUGUCGCCGCCGCCGGGCCCGCUCAGCAAAGGAUCCUCCUGCUCCCCGCCCUGCGCGCCGGGACAUCGGCCGGAGGGGCACCGGCAGGAGGGCCAGGCCAACUGCGUGCCCGUAAUUCAGCGGACUCACGCCGAGCCCAGCGCAGAGACCGACACGGACACGGACAGCGGCUACGGCGGCGAGGCCGAAGCGCGGCCCGAGCGCGGCCCCGCGGCGGCGGGGAGUGCGCUGCCCGCCCUCACCAUCAAGCAAGAGCCGUCGGCGGACGAGGCAUCCCCGGCUCCCAAACGGCUGAAGCUGGACCGCGGCGGCAGUCCCCUGCCCGGUGUCCCGGGGCUGGCGGCGCGGGGUGCCGAAGCGGCGGCGGCGGCAGCGGCUCUGGUGAGACCGGACGCGGCGCUGCUGGGCUCGCUGAUGGCCCUUGGGGCGGGCGGCGGGACCCCCUUCGGACAGCCGGCUGCCCCUUUCUGCCUGCCCUUCUAUUUCAUCUCGCCCUCGGCCGCCGCCUACAUGCAGCCGCUGCUGGAUAAAGGCGGCCUGGAGAAGUACCUGUACCCUGCUGCCCCCAUCCCGCUGCUCUACCCCAGCAUCCCGGCACAGGCAGCGGCCGCCGCCGCUGCCGCCGCCGCCGCCUCGUUCCCCUGCCUCUCUUCCGUGCUCGGCCCUGCCGACAAGGCGACCGCCGCCGGGCUGCCCCCUGCGCCCCACCUCCUGCACCCCUUCGCUGCCGAGCCCGCCGAGGAGCCCGAGCCUGCCGCCACCGAGCAGCCUAGUGCCGAGGGCCCGUGAGCUGCCGCCGGCCGGGAGCCCCCAAGGGGUUCCCCGCUGCCGUUGUUCUCCGCAACCUCGGACUCAGCCGCCCCACGACGGGGCGGGGAGGAGCCGGUACCGGUGCUCCCGGCUUUCCACGGGGGGCAAGGCGGCAUCUGCUGAAGCUCAAUGGGAGCUGGCGGCGCCUGAGUGGGCUCGCCGGGAGCUGGCGCUGGUCCCGGCGCAGCCACGGGCCGGCACGAAUGAAAUUGCUACUCAGUAUUGUUUUAAUGUUCAGCUUUCUGAACGCGUCGGUGUGUUACGGAGGAAGACAAAACGAGCAAGGACGUUCCCGUUGCGCUCGACAAGGUACGGGAGAUGUCGCACCUUAUUGGGAGGGGGUUGCACAGGGUCCCCGAGUCCCUGCACUUGUUCGGAGGGCUCAGGGUGGCGAGGCGAGGGCAGACCCCAGAACCUCUGCGAGCACUUUACCGGGUGCCCAGCCCUGAGCCAUGCCCUGAGCCCCGAGCCUGCAGUGCCUUGAGCUCCGGGGGCCUGGGGGCGCAGGGGGGAGGUCGGGAGUCGCUUUCUAUCGUUUUGACCAUUUCUGGGUGUUUUGGGCGAAGGGACGUGGCUGUGGCGAGUGUGGUUGUUCUCACCCUGCUUCGCUGAGUCGGGGCCCCAAAGGUAUGCCCCAACCCUGCUGUGUGAAAUGAAUGUUUCUGCACUGAGACUCCCAGCUCCCCUCAGAAAGCACAGAGCAGCUCCCAGCCUCAGCUCCUGGUUUUAUCCCAAAUUCCGGAUGACCCGAGUGGGGGGCCGUGGGUAACACCCCUCACUCUGCAAUCAUCUCCUGGGUUUACCCCGAAUUGCAAUGACCCGAGUGGGAGGCGUGGGUUAAAUGCCUCAGCUCCUUAUUUUACCCCAAAUAACCUGAAUGGGGGCCGUGGGUAACCCCCUCACCCUGCAAUCAGACCCAAGCAGGGCAAGCCCCCCAGGUGGGUCGUCCCCUCACGCCGGGUAGAGCACCCCGCGAUUUCCCUUUUCUGGAGACAACCCAGCCGCCAGAUAAUCACACAGAUAAGGCUUUUCUGAUGAGGCUUAAAAGCAAGGCCUUGCCUCGGUAUUUUUAGUUUGUUGCCAAGGUAGCACUGUGAGGGAUCUCACUUGAAUGUUAUGUAAGAGGUGAGACACCAGAGCCCGGCGAGGAGCGAGCGUCCAUCCAUGCUGGUGCCUCUGCUGCUGCUGUUGCUGCUGCUGCUGCUGUUUGCCUCACCUCCUGAUCCCGCAGCCCGCAGAGGGCUGGGUGUACCCAGCUGUUAUUAACACACCCGAUUAACGAUGUCUGACAUGCUAUUUUUGUAGGGAGAAAAUAUCUGUUCUGAUAUUUUGAGUUAAAUAUCUUCGGGGAGGAUUUGCUGAAGAAGUUGCACUUUUGUUACGAUGCUUAUGCUUGGUACAAGCUUAUGCUGUCUUAAAUUAUUAAAAAGAAUAAAUCUUGUCUGCAAGAAACCAGCUGGUUUAGAACACUUUAGUAUGUGAUAUAUUAGAAAUCAACCUUUAUAUUCAGUAUUUUCCAGCACUCCAUGAAUUCUAUUAUCUAAAUAUUUCCACACUAUUUUGUGAUUAAAAAAGAUUCUUACUAAGGAAUAAAAACUUUAAUACACCAAA